This is a messenger RNA of Aspergillus thermomutatus, 378 nucleotides long. RefSeq lists its product as uncharacterized. Lineage: Eukaryota; Fungi; Ascomycota; Eurotiomycetes; Eurotiales; Aspergillaceae. The coding region runs from base 1 to 378 and encodes 125 amino acids. The record is from RefSeq and is a predicted model, not a curated record. The transcript has 2 exons.
AUGCACUUCAAGCUCGUUGCUGCACUGCUGGCCCUUAGCUUGCCAUUGGCUUUGGCUGCUCCAACGCCUAGCAAGGACAGCGAAGCCAUUCCCUUCUAUCCAAAGCGCGACAACGAGGGCGAGGCCAUUCCCUUCUAUCCAAAGCGCGACAACGAGGGCGAGGCUAUUCCCUUCUACCCUAAGCGCGACAACGAGGGCGAGGCUAUUCCCUUCUACCCUAAGCGCGACAACGAGGGUGAGGCCAUUCCCUACUAUCCAAAGCGCAACAAUCAGGGUGAGGCCAUUCCCUUCUAUCCAAAGCGUGAUAAUGAGGACGAGGCCAUUCCCUUCUAUCCAAAGCGUGACAACGAGGGCGAAGCCAUUCCCUUCUACCCUUGA